This is a messenger RNA of Protopterus annectens (West African lungfish), 1712 nucleotides long. RefSeq lists its product as uncharacterized. The record is from RefSeq and is a predicted model, not a curated record. NCBI's taxonomy places the organism in Eukaryota, Metazoa, Chordata, Ceratodontiformes, Protopteridae. The transcript is spliced from 3 exons. The coding region runs from base 302 to 1024 and encodes 240 amino acids.
UUUCAUAGACUUAAAGGAACAUCACUCCUUUUCUUUUUCGAUUUUUCCCUUUUUUAGUAGCUGUUAUGGGACUCUAAAUGUUCCAUUUUGAAGAAGUUGUUGGAUGUUUUCCAUUGCUAAAGAUGAUUUGUGAGCAAAGAGGUCUGCUAAAUUCUGCUGCAUUAUCACUUUUCAAUUUAUGAGUUCCAAACCUGAGAUGAUCUUUGCAAAGAAAGGUAUUCCUGGCAGCUGCAGCAGCUUGGUUGAGGUAUUUCAUUUGUUAGAGGAUAUAUAGAGUCUUCACAUCACAUUUGGUACAGUCAUGACGCCUCCACAUGAUCACUGGAAGUCGCUGAGGGCCCUGCUGCUAAUAAUAGGACUGAUCAUGUUAGUGGUUGGAGUCUUGUGUUUCCCCAACAUCAAAACAGCAGGAGUUAGCAUCCUCAUUACUGGGGUAGCCAUCAUAUUUUUGUCACUGCUGAGUCGGUUUGUGUUCACCUGUAAGAAACACGGCCCAAGAACAACUCCAUGGGAUGUGGAUAAGGUUUGCUGCAGACAGGCAAACUCUACCAAUUCACCAUCGACACAGUUUGAGGAGAGACAGAUUUCAAAUCAUGAAGUAGGAUGGUUUCACAGUGAGGUCAUCAGGACCAGCUCUCGCUGCUCUUCUGUAUGGACUAUCACAGAUGCUGCAUCAAAUGUUACCCAAUCAGAGACACCACCACCACCAUACCUUUCAAAAAAUGCAAGAGCAGACCUUUUAGAAUGUAACGGGAGAGAAGAGAAAAAUGUUCCACGACAUGACCAGCAUACAGGGUCUGAACUUCCAGACCUGCAGCACACCAAAUAUGAACAUCAGCCAGACAGCCAUGGGACAGGCAAUGAUUCAGGAGAACAGCAGUCCCAUCCCAGGCUGCACUUGGUUAUCUAUGAUCUGACUGGCAUAGAUAGGCCUACAGUACUUCUGGAGCCAAUUACACCUCCUCCAACCUAUGUUGAUGUGCAGCCAGAUAACUUAUUUGAGAAAACUUCACAGUUAUCCUGAACCUAAGGCUAUGAUACUGCACAGCAUUUACAUUUAUGAGAUGGCAGCUUUAAUCAUCCUUUAAAUUUAAUUUCGCAAUUAAAAGGCAAAUAGUUUCUGCUGAACUUUUGCUGAAUAAUGGAACUGUGAAAAGCUCAGGCAUGUUAAGAAUGGCACUGAAUGAUGACCUCAUUCAAACUUUGUUCUGUGGAUUAAUGUUGUGGUUUUGUUACCUCAUCCCUCUUAUUAUACUUUACCUUCUAUACCCUAAAGACAUUUUAUCAUUUUGUUUUGUUAAUCUGUGGUUUAUUCACCUUUAACCUUCCUGAUGAUGUACUCAUUGCACUGGAAUCUUAGUUUUAAACUACUUUCUAUUUGCUGUUGAGAUUUUUGUUUAAAUGACUUUUCUUAACCCAUUACAGUAUUAUGCUAAAACAAAUCCAUCCAUCCAUCCAUCCAUCCAUCCAUCCAUCCAUCCAUCCAUCCAUCCAUCACCCUUAUUCACAUUUUUGCAGAAGGGGACAGGAUGAUACUUCAACAGUGACCAUCAUCUAGGGCCAAAGGGCCAAAGUUCACACCACAUGGUGGCUAGCUGUGCUGCGAGAAUACAUAGGUAAGUACUAUUAUGCUAAAACAAAUAUAUGUGCCUCAUUAUUUCCACAGCAUUCAUUGUUGGCACUGCAAUCUAAACACCUUUAGUAAGACCAAA